Molecule: messenger RNA, 6876 nt
Organism: Ectocarpus sp. CCAP 1310/34
Lineage: Eukaryota; Phaeophyceae; Ectocarpales; Ectocarpaceae
Source: the annotation of a GenBank genome assembly
AUGAGGACGAGAGGGGGCUCGUUGCGGGGUGCCGCAGCCGAGAACCUGGCUCUCGACAAGCAUGCCACUGCACGGAGGAGCCGUCGUCGAAGCACGCGUUCGUUCGGGGACCGACGGAGCGACAACUUGGUUUCGGAGGAGGUAUGGACCCCCCCUGCCGGCGCUGCUGGUGAUGACAAGGCUGGAGAGACACAAGAAGCACACUGCUUUUUUCUCCCUGGGCAUGCUACGGGUGAUGUCGCGGCUGGAGAUACCAAGCGUGCGUCGCCGUCGGCCGUCGCCAAUCGGCAGGAAAAGAGCUGCAACGUCGAGAACCAGCAUGUUGUCGAGCGCCGCCGCUCGGCGAGGUGCUUUUCCAUGAGCGCAGCGGUCGCCAGCCAGGUCUCGUCCGUGCAGCGGUCUACGCGAUCAUCGUUCGCGCCAACCGUGCUCACGAACUGGGAUGUCAACGUGGCAGCUGCCCAGGCCAACACGCAGGCAGAUGAGACCGAAAAGGAUCGCGUUGAAGGCAGCACUCCACCACUACCACCACCGCCAGCAGUAGCAGCAGCAUCGGAAGAGCCAGUCAAGCAGUACCCAUCACCAUCGGCACCGGGAGCCCACGGGCCAGCACCAGCCCCAGUAGAUGCCGAAGACAACCCUCCGGCGUUGGCAGAGCUUACUUCUGCUCCCGCGCUCAAGGUUUGCCCGAUAACAACAACAGCACCAACGAGGAGGGCGUCAAUCCCGUGCCACAGGAGCGAGAAGCACCCGGCGGCGCUGCGGCGUCGGCCGUUUUCAGUAGGAUCCGGUGUUAUUGACAACCGAAACUUGUUGAUCAUUCCACCGGUUUUCGCAGCCCCCGAGAUCAAGCCAGCCGUCGGCAGCGACGGGUCGAUCGGAGACCCUGGCGAAGCGGUUCCUCGUGGAAGCUUGGCGGAGCUUGCGGUCGGUGCUACGCCGUUGCGGCAGCAGCUUCCCUCGACGACAGUGCGGCCGCCCGCCAUCACUCUCGUCGAAGACGUCGGCGUGGCAAGUCCGCUCGCCGUGCCGGCCCCCGCGAUGACUUCCGCGGUAUCGAUUUGCUCCGUUGUGCAGGGGGGCUGCAGUCGUGUCCCGCCGCGAGAUGAGGAGCCGACCACACCUGGCUCAACGAGGGUCACGCUUGUCGACUACGACACGAGCCCUUCGACAGCGGGAGGGUCACCCCCGGCCGCUGCCGUCCUUGUUGACUACGGGGCAAGCCCGCUCGGGGUUUCUCCGGGGGAUGUCGGGACGUCACCUUCGACGACGUGUGCGCCGCUGGCGGCGGCGCUCGUCGACUACGGCAUGACCCCGUCGGUGUCUCGACUUCGGAAGGAAGACGGCAGCAGCCCUUCACUGAGGUUGGACGAAGAGAGGUUUGCUCUGGACCCGGACGAGCCAGCACCGGAGGACGGGGGGCGGGUGGAGGGGAAAGCGCGGGUCACAGAUCCAGCUGGGUCUCGUGGUGAGGCCCUCAGAUGCGGGGAAGAGGAAGAGGAGACGGCCGAUGUCCCUUGUCUUUCUACCCGGGAGGCGGCGGGGACCGUUGAACUGUCGAAAAAGGAGCCUAUCGCGCCGAAACAGAUCGAGGCAGCUGGCGCUGAGCCAGUAGAAGCGGUCGCAGAAGACGGGGUAAGUGGGCUGAACGAAGAGUCUGUCUCCGUUGCACCGGAGGAAACUUUGGUUGCGGCGGGUGUCGCCGGUAGUGCGGAGACUCCGGAUGUUGGCGAACAGGCAAAGGUUGGCGAGAUGGCAGCAGCUGUGGCGUCUACAGAGACAGAGGCAGCGAGCUUGAAUUCGCCUGACGUUGCCCCGGGCGGUGCUGAGGAGGCCAUGGUCGGCGUGGCGGUGGCAGCAAUUGUGCUUACAGAGAAGUCCAACGACGCUCAGAGUGAAGCACCGCUCGCGGUGGCCAUGGAUCUUGAUAUCGGCGCUGCUCUCGAAAUGGUCGUGGCUGGCGUGGUGGCGAGAAUGGUAGUGUCUGCGGAAGAAGAUUGCAGUGCGCGGGCUGAACAACCGCUGGCGUCGGUCAUGGAACUUGACGCCCCGGGUACCGUCGAAGAGGCCAUCGCCGACGAGGUGGUGACAUCAACGGUACCAACAGAGUCAGCAAACGACGAGGAGGGCGGAGAUCGACUUGAGGUAGCCGCGGAAUCCGACGUGAUGGCGAUGGCGGUGACGGAAGAGCUCGUUCCGGAGGCUGCCAAGGAGGUACAUGUACCGUCGACUGGGCAGCUGGACGUCAACGAAGCUGCUGCUGCUCAGCCGGCCGUGCUUACGUGCGAGGGACCGCCGGCGAGCCCGGGAGCUGUGGCCGGCCCGGACGUAGCAUUUCGGAGCAACGGAUCGAUCUCGUCAGUGGAGCAUGCUCAGCAGGAUUUGUCUCCUCCUCCGGUGGUACAAGAGGUGCGCGCUAUUCGUCGGGCCGCGAGGCGUAGGUCGGUUGCUUUUCCGUCGGCGCCUUGCUUUGAAACGACGCUGAGUAGCGUCAACGUGGUCAGCGCUGGCGCCCGUGGUGACAACCAGGGCAUUCAACCCGCCGAGGAGACACGCCUUCCUCGUCGCCCGAGACGGCAGCGACCGGUUGCACCGGAAAAGCCUCGAUCGGUAGAAGCACCAGCACCGGCACCGGCACCAGUUCCAGCUCCAGCUCCCCCCGUCCUGGAUCUCCAUAUCGCCGGUGCUCUUGAGGGGGCCGUGGCUGGCGUGGUGGUGAGAACGGCACCGCCUGCGGAGCAAGAUUGUGAUGCUCAGGCUGAAGAAUUGCGGGCGUCGGUCAUGGGGCUUGACGCCCCAGGCGCCGUCGAAGUGGCCAUCGUCGACGAGGUGAUGACGUUAACGGUGGCAACGGAGCCAGCAGACGACGCACAGGGUGGGUAUCCACUUGAGGUGCCCGUGGAAUCCGACGCGGCAGAGACGGCGGUGCCGGAAGAACUCGUUCCGGAGGUUGCCAAGGAGGUACAUGCACCGUCGACUGGGCAGCUGGACGUCGACGAAACUACUGCUCAGCGGGCCGUGCUUGGGUGCGAAGGACCGCCGGCGAGCCCGGGAGCUGUGGCCGGCCCGGACGUAGCAUCGCGGAGCAACGGAUCGAGCUCGUCAGUGGAGCAUGCUCGGCAGGACGUUUCUCCUCCUCCAGUAGUACAGGAGGUGCGCGCUAUUCGUCGGUCUGCGAGGCGUAGGUCGGUUGCUUUUCCGUCGGUGCCUUGCUUUGAAACGACACUCAGCAGCGUCAGUGCUGACGCCCGUGGUGACAACCAGGGCAUUCAACCCAUCGAGGAGGCACGCCCUCCUCGUCGCCCGAGACGGCGGCAGUCCGUUGCACCGGAAAUGCCUCCAUUGGUAGACACAUCGGCACCAGCACCGGCACCAGUUCCAGCUCCAGCUCCCCCCGUCCUGGAUCUUCAUAUCGCCGGUGCUCUUGAGGGGGCCGUGUCUGGCGUGGUGGCGAGAACGGCACCGCCUGCGGAGCAAGAUUGUGAUGCUCAGGCUGAAGAAUUGCGGGCGUCGGUCAUGGGGCUUGACGCCCCGGGUACCGUCGAAGAGGUCAUCGCCGACGAGGUGGUGACGUUAACGAUGCCAACAGAGCCAGGAGACGACGAGCAGGGCGGAGAUCGACUUGAGGUAGCCGCGGAAUCCGACGCGGCAGAGACGGCGGUGCCGGAAGAACUCGUUCCGGAGGUUGCCAAGGAGGUACAUGCACCGUCGACUGGGCAGCUGGACGUCGACGAAACUACUGCUCAGCGGGCCGUGCUUGGGUGCGAAGGACCGCCGGCGAGCCCGGGAGCUGUGGCCGGCCCGGACGUAGCAUCGCGGCGCAACGGAUCGAGCUCGUCAGUGGAGCAUGCUCGGCAGGACGUUUCUCCUCCUCCAGUAGUACAGGAGGUGCGCGCUAUUCGUCGGUCUGCAAGGCGUAGGUCGGUUGCUUUUCCGUCGGUGCCUUACGUUGAAACGACAUUCAGCAGCGUCAGCGCUGACGCCCGUGUUGACAACCAGGGCAUCCAACCCAUCGAGGAGGCACGCCCUCCUCGUCGCCCGAGACGGCGGCGGUCCGUUGCACCGGAAAUGCCUCCAUUGGUAGACACAUCGGCACCAGCACCGGCACCAGUUCCAGCUCCAGCUCCCCCCGUCCUGGAUCUUCAUAUCGCCGGUGCUCUUGAGGGGGCCGUGUCUGGCGUGGUGGCGAGAACGGCACCGCCUGCGGAGCAAGAUUGUGAUGCUCAGGCUGAAGAAUUGCGGGCGUCGGUCAUGGGGCUUGACGCCCCGGGUACCGUCGAAGAGGUCAUCGCCGACGAGGUGGUGACGUUAACGAUGCCAACAGAGCCAGGAGACGACGAGCAGGGCGGAGAUCGACUUGAGGUAGCCGCGGAAUCCGACGCGGCAGAGACGGCGGUGCCGGAAGAACUCGUUCCGGAGGUUGCCAAGGAGGUACAUGCACCGUCGACUGGGCAGCUGGACGUCGACGAAACUACUGCUCAGCGGGCCGUGCUUGGGUGCGAAGGACCGCCGGCGAGCCCGGGAGCUGUGGCCGGCCCGGACGUAGCAUCGCGGAGCAACGGAUCGAGCUCGUCAGUGGAGCAUGCUCGGCAGGACGUUUCUCCUCCUCCAGUAGUACAAGAGGUGCGCGCUAUUCGUCGGUCUGCGAGGCGUAGGUCGGUUGCUUUUCCGUCGGCGCCUUGCUUUGAAACGACAUUCAGCAGCGUCAGUGCUGACGCCCGUGGUGACAACCAGGGCAUCCAACCCAUCGAGGAGGCACGCCCUCCUCGUCGCCCGAGACGGCGGCGGUCCGUUGCACCGGAAAUGCCUCCGUUGGUAGGAGCACCCGCACCGGUUUCAUCUCCAGCCCCCCCUGCAGACGCCACGUCGUCGGAGUACUCGUCGUCACCCAUAGGCUCCGGGCUCUGUGACGUGCAGUUCGCGUUUGCGGUGCACGAAGGUCGUCCUCCUCCUCGCUCCGGAAGGCGACGAUCGAUCGCGCCGAAGAAGAUCCUCUCAGCAGCAGCUGCAGCUGCAACGUCGACGGCGGCCACAACGCCGACAGCGGCGGCGACUGCGGUGGCGGUGCCACCGUUUAGAGAGGCGACAUCGUCGGCGGCGACAAAGGAGAAGAACCUUUCUUCAACCGAUGCGAGGCCCAGCGACGACGACCAGAGCAGUGCGCCUUCCCAGGAGGGAAUGUCGCAGCCUCGCCGCCCGCAACAGCGCCGCCAGCCUCUCGCAGCGACGCCGAUGGAGCAGCAGCAAAUCGCGGCAUCAGCGACGGCAUCCUCCGAGGAACAGGGGACGGCCAGCGCAAGAGGAGAAGCUUCUGCUGCCGCGGCCGCUGCCGCUGCUGAUGCCGUCGCUGAUGCCGCUGCGGCCGCCGCCGCCGCCGCCGCUGCCGCUGCUGCUUCUGCUGUGCAGCAGGACAAGAGCCUUCCGGAACAGCAGGUGGCCUUGCCGAGGCGUCGCUCGACUAGGCGUAAGUCGAUACGGGGCUCGCGAGCGGGAGGGUCGCUGCUGGAAGAUAACACAGCGGCUCCACAAGUGGAAGCAUCCGUCUUCUUGCAAGAGGGGCCGGGUGGCGGUGGCAGCGGCGGUGCCGGUGGUAGUGGGCGGGCCUUGGUCGUGGGGGCGGAGCGGGGAGGGACGCAGGCCACGACCGACGUUGCCGUGGAGCAGGGGGGAACGGUCAUGGCUGACUUGUUGAACAAGCAAGGCUCGUGUCGUGACCGCUGUUCCUCCACCCACUCGCUCGCUCGCUUGCUUGCCCACUCCCACGACAACGAAAACAACAAGUGCCUUGAGACGGCGCGAGCGGAUGUGCCGCAAGGCGACGACGUCCUGCAGCUCCUGCGUGACCUGUCGGACGCGUGGAUCGACGCGGAAGCGUGCGCCCUCAAGAACGCCGACGCCGCCGCCGCCACCGCCGACGAGAUGCACCGGAGGGGCGCCGUGGUGGGGGCAGGCAAUGCCGGGCCGCCUAGAGUCGUGCGCCUGUGCGCGUUCAACUUUUCCACGGUCGGCAUGCCAUUGGACACCGCCGCCGGAUCGGAGCUGCAUGCGCUGGAAGUAGUGCGGUGCCUCAAAGGCGUCGUCACCGCCCUGCACAAAAUACAAAACUUCCACAAGCGUUGUAACUUUAUCCUCAAGACCGCCGGCGGCAGCGGCGACGAGAGCAACGGCAACGGCAACAGCAACAGACUCGUGGCGUGGAAGGCGUUUCUGCGCGAAGUACGUGCUGCUGCUGCUGCUGCGAAUGCUAUUGCUUCAGGAGAAGGAGGAGGAAGAGGAGCAAUAGCAGCGCCCGGCGGAGGAGGAAGGGACCGUCAAGGACGGCGGCCGCCGGCGGGCAUGAAGGAGAAGGAGAUGGCCAAGGCGGGCCUUGUCCUGCUGGGAGAACUGGAGCCCCUAGAGAGAAUCCCCGAGGUGCGGCGAAGGGGUCAGGAAGAGUCGGGGGGGUCGCCAGCGGGGACGGGGGGGCAGAUGCAUGUACUGUCGUUUGUUGCUCUCGAGACGUGGAAUCUCGUCUCGGUAUGUCGAAACUUCACCCCCUACACCAUACGUACUUGUGUUGCUCCCCUCAAGGGUCUUGUCAAGAGUCCGCUGAGGGAUCGGCUGGCGAGCAUGCUGUCCUCCCUGAUCCGGUUCCACCUCAGGAUUCGCCUCGACGCUCCGCCGGAGAGGCUAACCAGGGCCCCCGAGGCCCUCCCAUCCUGCGGGGACCCGUCUUACGCUGAGGCAAAGAGGAGGGCCGAGGUUCUGCCCCCCAGUCACUUCAGCAAGGGUCGUGAAGGUUCGACGGAGGCCAGUCAGGGGGAAAUAAAGCAAGGCUUCUGCAUGCUGCUGUUUAUUGGUGAUGUGUUCUUUUGUGGGGUUAUGGCAAGGGUCUAA